Temnothorax curvispinosus is the source of this 2193-nucleotide messenger RNA. RefSeq lists its product as uncharacterized. The annotation marks the transcript as partial. Gene Ontology annotation, biological process: proteolysis. Lineage: Eukaryota; Metazoa; Arthropoda; Insecta; Hymenoptera; Formicidae. Gene Ontology annotation, molecular function: metalloendopeptidase activity. The record is from RefSeq and is a predicted model, not a curated record. The transcript has 8 exons.
AUAAGUAAUAAAUCUUUUAUUAUAAUUUUGUUGUGGAUGAGAAAGUGUAAAUCGACUGUAUUCACGCAUACACUUUCCCACCCACACAACAAUUGAGUUGAGUUAGGUUAGUUUUUUUGGAGAUGUAGCCUCCCACAGAGAGGUGGACCCCACUGCAUCCACGCAUACACUUUUUCAUCCAUACAAUUGGGUUAGGAUAAGUGCUGUCAUAAAAAUUUUUUUUAAUUUCCCAAAGUUGGGAUCAUGCGUACUUUAUUCAUCACAUCGAAAACAACUUAUGUGUAAAACUUUAGGUCGAUCGGGAGCAGGGGUCAUUCGAAAGUAUAUCCCUAUAUUUUUGUUUGCAAAAAUAUCUGUUUUGCAGAAAUAAUAUUAGAAGAGUUACCUUUUCAGCAAGGAAAAAUUGGGCUAAAAUAGAUCAGUGUUUUAUUACAUAUAAUGCGAUUAAAUUGGAGUAGUCUAUAUGAGACGAUUAAACGUCUUCGCACUUUGUAGACUUUUUUUACACAGUUUUGUAGAAAUUCCUUUACAAUUCUUUUUUAUUACAUUACGUUCGACGAUCCUAAAGAGCGUAUUGAAUAUCGAAGCAUUGUGUGACGAUAACGACGAUAUCUCGGCAAUUCUAUCGAUUUUCUUUGUCCUCUUUUCGUCGCAACUAUUGUGCGAUCUUCGUGCCGAUGAGGAAAAGAAAAAAAAAGGAAAGAAAGCGGAUUUACGGGGUGAGGGAGACGGGUGUAAUUGGCGACAUAUUAAUCUCCAAUGGCAGAGAUUCAAACGGGAGAGUCUGGACAGAGAACACGACCUCAAUUUCGUGUAAGAAUCUAUCGUGGACACGAUAAUAGUGGUAGUGGUGGUGGUAGUGGUGUCGCCGGCGCGACUGGCGCCGAGCGACUGGCACCAACUACGCUCGCGUAUGGAUCGCCCUGUCGUCAGGAUAAUAUAACUCGGUUCGGGGAUCGAAACUUAAAGGGGAGAUGGAUAAGCAUCGGCUACGAUACGAAGAAACGAUAUUGGGUUGACGGGAUCGAAAACUUGGGCGCUGUCUCGUUAAGGGAUGAACCGCGCGAGGGACGACGAGCUCGUGACGCACGGAACGAGGUCCGAGCAGCUGUCUCCCCCGGAAGUCUCCUUCACACCUUCGCACGCUCGUAACCUCCGGAAAAAAACGGAAGAAACGAGCGGAAAGGAUUGUGCCGUUCGAUGAAAAGUUAUCGGACUCUGAUGCGAGAAACGCUGACAAACGAGACGGGGCAAAUGGUCGCUGCCUUCGAGAAGCUUGGGCAGUUUUACGAUACUUGUCGAGACUUCAAGAAGAAACCCGUAAAUUUUACACCCGUUUACGAACUAUUGAAUGAACUUGGUGGUUAUCUUUUGCCGAAAAGCUCGGAAUCGACCGACAUCACCUCUCUAAUCUCCGCAUUGCUGAAAGUAAAUGGCGCGCCCCUCUUCGACUUAUACGUCGACGUAGAUCUUUACGAUCGCACAAAAUCAUCCGUAUAUCUUGAUUUUCCUGCCAAGCACCAGAAUUAUGAGUUUCUCGCAGAGGACCAGAAAAACAGAGACGUACAAAGAUCGCGUAAAAUUCGAGAGAUUGUCCGAGGGUUCUUGCCAAAAAAUAUGGAUCCUAAGGAACAAUCGUCGGAAACGGAUCUACUUUUGCAGUUUUGCUUAUCGCUCGAGAAGAUUUAUCCGAAGCACAAAGACUUGUACAAUUGGGUGGACGUUGAACAGAGGGUAUACGUCACUUACAACGUUACUUAUCUCCAAGAAAGCUUUGGUUACAUAAAAUGGAGAUCGCUGCUGAAUACUACGUUACGCUACCGUGAGAACGGCGCCGAUCUGCACAGCGAUAAUAACGACACGAAUCGCGUACGACCGCCGACGUACGUCGCAUCCGAGGACCAGCAGAUUUACGUCUACAUUACGGCUCCACGUUACUUUCGCAGCCUUGGCAAGCUAUUGAAUCGCUCCUCCAAACGGAUUAUUCAUAACGGAUUGCUGUUGCUCUACGCGAUGGACACGUGGCACGACAUUGCGAACGUCACCGCCGUCAAGGAAUGGGAAGCCCCCUGCUACCAACUGACCAGAAGCGUAUUCGGCGAGGCGGUCAGUGCGCUCUACGUGCGACAGUACACUCCAAAGUACUUAGAAAUUCUGGUCGACAGGGUGACUGCGUUGUUCAAACGCGUGAAG